Messenger RNA from Naegleria fowleri, 2052 nucleotides. RefSeq lists its product as uncharacterized. The record is from RefSeq and is a predicted model, not a curated record. Lineage: Eukaryota; Heterolobosea; Eutetramitea; Acrasida; Naegleriidae. Gene Ontology annotation, molecular function: nucleoside transmembrane transporter activity. Gene Ontology annotation, biological process: nucleoside transmembrane transport. The transcript is spliced from 3 exons. The coding region runs from base 1 to 2052 and encodes 683 amino acids. Gene Ontology annotation, cellular component: plasma membrane.
AUGGUUGAGACAAGGGAACACAGUGUCGAGAAUCAUCAUGCUACAGAGGGUGAUCGACCUCACAACAACAACGACGACGGAGAAAACUCUUCCACUGGAUCGAAAGUAGAACAAUUGACCAAUAUUCCUAUUCAAGCAACCCAUCAGGAUGACGACCUCAAGAAGAUUCCUAUGGUCGAACCAUUCACUUCCAAGCAACCCACCGUGGAGGACAACAAGAUUUCUGCACAAGAUCCAACAAAACCAUCUUCACCUUCCAAUCUUGACAAUCAUUCACCGCCACAAGAUAAAUACUAUCUUAUCACAAUCAUUUUCUUCUUACAGGGAAUGGGUGAAUUAUUUCCAUGGAAUGCAAUGUUGUCUGCAGUUGAUUAUUUAUUGAGAUUAUAUAAUGAACAAAAAAUUAUGCUUGCGAUGACCUCUGCCUAUUCUAUUGCCACAUUGUUGACCUUAUUUGUUCUAAUCAAAUUUGGAACAUACAUUCCAUAUAUAUUUAGAAUCUACGUCCCUUAUUUCAUAAUCACAAUAUUGUUAGUCGUUGUACCGUUGUUAUAUGUUGUGGUUGGUAAUCGAGAAAUUGAAUUUUAUAUCAUUUUGGUUGUGGUUGUCUUGAUGGCCUUUUGUACUGGAAGUAUUCAAAGCUGUAUUUUUGGAUUAUCAAGUAAAUUACCUCCUCGGUAUAUGAACACUGUUGUGUCAGGAAGUGCAUUUGCUGGAUUAUUUAUUACUUGUUUAAGAAUAUUGACCAAAGUCACCAUUGAGAGUGGAUACAAUAGAAAAGUUCCUAUUCGUGUUCUUUCCACAUCUACCAUUAUUUAUUUUGCAGUUUGUGCAUGUUUGAAUGUGGUGUGCUUGAUUACUUUUUUUAUCUUGACAAAAACUCGAUUUGUGAAAUAUUAUACCAAUGAUGGGAAUACUACUAGUACCGAGUCUGCCACGAAUGCUGCUACUACGUCCAAUGAAAACGGUGAUUUAAAUAAUACUAUUUCUCCUAGUAAUAAUUAUGAUAAUAAUGAUAGUUUUACUAAAAACGAUAAUGAUAAUACUGUUAUUACUAUUACUACGAGUAAUAAUUGUAUUGAAUUAAAUGAUACUACCUCUACACCAACGACACCUACAACAACUUCAACUCCCACAACUGCGCCUACUAAUGUGCCAGCUACAGCACCUGCUACUACUGCUCCUACAACAACUACACAAAAAAGUCAUCAUGAAAUUACUUCAAUUAAGAAUAUUGUGACAAACAUUGGAAAGAAAAUAUGGAUAUAUGCAUUGAGUGUGUUUUUAACCUUUUUUGUCACACUUGCUGUAUUCCCUGGUUUGAGUAGUAGUGUUGAAACUUAUUAUGUUGGAACAUUGAUGGAAACAUGGUUGCCAGUGUGGACAAAUUUGACCUUUCAAAUUUUUGACUUUGUUGGAAGAAUUGCCUAUUAUUGGAUUGACUUCUUUCCUAUUCAACAUGGACCUCCUCCAGCAGAAUCAAGUUUGAAUUCAAAGAAUACUAGUACUACUACUACUACUACGACUGCAACUGCAACUACUUCUCCUCCAACUCAGAUCAGUGCGACCCCAACUCCUACACAGAUCAGUACUACUCCUAUUCCUACACACAUUUGUACCUCUCCUACUUCAAUCAACAAUAGUUCUAAUCAGUUCCUGAACCAAUCGAUGAAUUCUUCAUUUGCCAAUCCUUCUCCUCCUUCUCCUCCUCCUCAACGCAAGAAAUUCAAUCUAUGGACAGCAUGUCAAGUUGAAAAAAUAGAAAUUGUCAUGUUCUUGAUUGUUGUAUUGAGAAUUUUGUUCAUUCCUCUAUUUAUAUUUUGUUUAAAUCCAAAGAUAUUCAAUCAUGACAGUAUUCCAAUGAUUUUGGUAUUUUUAUUGUCUUUAUCAGGAGGGUAUUUAAAUAGUGUCUUGAUGUCAAAUGCUCCAAAGAAAUUCACAAAUUUGCAUGAAAAGGAAAUUACUGCAACCAUGAUGACCUUCUUUUUAUUAUUUGGAAUUACGUUGGGUUCAAAUACAGGUCUUGGUAUAGGAUUACUGGUAUUGAAAUAA